CCCGGAGGGAGGGAGCCGCGUCCCCGCCCGCCGCGCCGCCAGUCCGACCCUCGGUCCCGCCGCGUGAGCAACCAGCCGAGUGGAGCUCAGCGCAGCCGCUCGAGCUGCGGCCUCCCCCUCUGCAGGUGUCUGUGAGGAGGCGCCGGGGCCGCAGCCGCGAUCCGCGCCCGCUGGCCGAGCACUAGCUCCUCGCGCUCCUAAGGGACUGCCCGGCCCGUGGAGGCCGCCGCGGGGCCCGGCGCUCAGCAUGAACCGCAGCCACCGGCACGGGGCGGGGAGCGGCUGCCUGGGCACCAUGGAGGUGAAGAGCAAGUUUGGAGCUGAAUUUCGUCGAUUUUCACUGGAGAGAUCAAAACCUGGGAAAUUUGAGGAAUUUUAUGGAUUACUACAACAUGUUCAUAAGAUACCCAACGUUGAUGUUUUAGUAGGCUACGCAGACAUCCAUGGAGACUUACUGCCUAUAAAUAAUGAUGAUAAUUACCACAAAGCUGUAUCAACAGCCAACCCAUUGCUUAGGAUUUUUAUACAAAAGAAGGAAGAAGCGGACUAUAGUGCCUUUGGUACAGACACACUAAUAAAGAAGAAGAACGUUUUAACCAAUGUGUUGCGUCCUGACAACCACAGAAAGAAGCCACACAUAGUCAUUAGUAUGCCCCAAGACUUCAGACCUGUGUCUUCUAUCAUAGAUGUGGAUAUUCUCCCGGAAACACAUCGUAGGGUUCGUCUUUACAAAUACGGCAUGGAGAAACCCCUGGGAUUCUACAUCCGGGAUGGCUCCAGUGUCAGGGUGACACCACAUGGCUUAGAGAAGGUCCCAGGGAUCUUUAUAUCCAGGCUUGUCCCAGGAGGUCUGGCUCAAAGCACAGGACUGUUAGCUGUUAAUGAUGAAGUUUUAGAAGUGAAUGGCAUAGAAGUUUCAGGGAAGAGUCUUGAUCAAGUAACCGACAUGAUGAUUGCAAACAGCCGCAACCUCAUCAUAACAGUGAGACCAGCAAACCAGAGGAAUAACGUUGUCAGGAACAGUCGGACUUCCGGCAGCUCUGGCCAGUCUACUGAUAAUAGCCUUCUUGGCUAUCCACAGCAGAUGGAACCAAGCUUCGAGCCAGAAGAUGAAGACAGUGAGGAAGAUGACAUUAUUAUAGAGGACAGUGGUGUGCCACAGCAGAUUCCAAAAGCUGUUCCUAAUACCGAGAGCCUGGAAUCAUUAACGCAAAUAGAGCUCAAUUUUGAGUCUGGACAGAAUGGUUUUAUUCCCUCUAAUGAAGUGAGCUUAGCACCGGUAGCAAGUGGUACAAACACAGAAUUUGAAACACAUGCUCCAGAUCAGAAACUCUUAGAAGAAGAUGGGACAAUCAUAACAUUGUGAAACCCUGUGUGCAUGUUUUCUGAGGGAGGACGCCGUGGGGACCUGUGCAUCUGGCUAGUUUAAAGCGCAUAUACCUCUGACCAGUGAUGUGGAAUGGGCAUGAGAAAAUAUUGCAAGCUUAGAAUAUUAUUAAAAUAGUAGUUUGACAAUUGUUAAUAUAAAUUUUGGUGGAUCAGAGGUGAAUUUAAGUCUAAAACAAAGGGGCCUUUGCUAAUGAAAUUACGUGCUUUUGUUAUUUUGUCUGGAGAACUGGAUGUUGAAGCACAUUCUCAUAACUGUGUGAGAGGACUGGAUCAUUUCUGCUUGAAGUGGUUGCAGAUUAAACCUGCUGUGCAGAGCCCACUUAAUUUUUCCUUUAUAUUUUAAAAAUUCUAAUGUGAAGAAGUCUGAUCCUAUCUCUCUUGGUACGUUGGGGGCCUCAGCUAUUAUGUUCCCAGUGUCUUACUUUGAUUUUUUUUUUUUGAUGUUGU
This is a messenger RNA of Otolemur garnettii (small-eared galago), 1836 nucleotides long. RefSeq names its product par-6 family cell polarity regulator beta (gene PARD6B). Lineage: Eukaryota; Metazoa; Chordata; Mammalia; Primates; Galagidae. Gene Ontology annotation, cellular component: nucleus; apical plasma membrane; cell cortex. Gene Ontology annotation, molecular function: protein kinase C binding. The transcript has 3 exons. The coding region runs from base 248 to 1366 and encodes 372 amino acids. Gene Ontology annotation, biological process: centrosome cycle; regulation of cellular localization; establishment or maintenance of cell polarity. The record is from RefSeq and is a predicted model, not a curated record.